AUGAGUCACCUGUCGACAGCCAGACGUGGGAGUGGGAGACGGACACGUCUGGUCAGUGGCCACAUUGUCACUGUCCAGUCGGACAAUCAAUACUUCCACCACGUGAUUGCUCCCAUGACUCGUGUGUUGGCCAGUCUCACCAUCCUCCUCGCACUGCUGUGUUGGCAUCUAGCCGAGGGUGGCAAAUUCCUUCACGACGUUUGCAUCUACGACAAACUUCGCUAUGAUGACAGUCGUGAUGCGUACUUCUUCUACACGAACCCGAAGCGUUCAGAGACGUUGGAUGUGGAGUUGACAAGGGAGGUGUUUGAGAAGGGCAGCUUGGAGGUGGAGCAAUUGAAGUGUCGGUUGCAGAAGCAUUUCAUUCGUGAGGAGCACAGAUUGUGGAUUCUGUGUUGCAAGUAA
Messenger RNA from Echinococcus granulosus, 405 nucleotides. RefSeq lists its product as hypothetical. Bases 1 to 405 code for a protein of 134 amino acids. NCBI's taxonomy places the organism in Eukaryota, Metazoa, Platyhelminthes, Cestoda, Cyclophyllidea, Taeniidae. The transcript has a single exon. The record is from RefSeq and is a predicted model, not a curated record.